Messenger RNA from Cooperia oncophora, 1029 nucleotides. NCBI's taxonomy places the organism in Eukaryota, Metazoa, Nematoda, Chromadorea, Rhabditida, Trichostrongylidae. The record is from the annotation of a GenBank genome assembly.
AUGGAGAAGAUGUUAUAUUUCCUUCAUUGUGCAAUGGCCCUGUUACCUGGUGCAUGGAUUGAGCUAGUUGUCAUGGUCCAGGUCUAUCUCUUGGCCGCUUGUUGUGCGUUGAAAGAGUUAUUGUUCGAGGCGGCUAAUCAAGGGAUCAAGAGGCGUCUCGAAAAUGAAAUCCGGAGGUCUCGCGCAAUACGAUCCGCUGGGCAUAAACGUGUUUUUAUCACUGGAGCUGAUGGUACGAUUGGACGAGAGGUGGUUAAGAAAUUUCUACGAAACGGCUUCAGCGUGCAUGCUUUGGUCGGAGAUCGGCAGAAAGCUAACAUAAUGUUUGAAUCACUGAAUGGCUCGCAGUUGCCUCUGACACUUUAUGAAGUCGACUUCGCCGAUCCUCAUGAGGUUUCCAAAUUUGCUAGAGGAUUUGUGAACCGAUGUGGUGAAAUCAACAUAAUGGUGUUUUGUGCCGGUACAAUGUUAGAUGAUGCAGAAUUCAUUGGUGAUGUCGAACGCCACAUGUGUGUUAAUGUCGUUUCACAAAUGUUACUCUUGAAUCUACUCAGUCCUUUGCUGGCAUCCGACACAAGAAUAGUUUUCCUGAGCUCAUCAACUGCAAAAAUUGCUCACUAUACCAGCUCGGUAUUGCAAGGAGAUCUCCUGUCGUACUACGUGGGGCCAUACCAAGCAUACUGCUUUUCGAAACUUGUACUCUCAGUAUUUGUCGAACAGCUGUCUCAGCACAGUUCACAAUGUGUUGUAACUAUGCAUCCAGGUGUUAUACCAGGAACUCUUUAUCGUCACACCAAUUUCUUCGUGAAAUUUGUGACGUAUUUCAUCCUGCCCUUCCUACUCAGGAGACCGGCGUUCAGUGCUCUACUCGUAUUUCACACAGCCUUACGUGAUGACCUUGUUUCUGGGUCAUAUUACGAAGACGGUGUAGCGAAAAAGCUGGGCGACAGGCUGACUGAGAAGGACAAGCAAUCAAUCUACAAGGCCAUUCAGAGACAAGUCCAGGAAUGGUCACGACUAGAAGACUAG